Arthroderma uncinatum is the source of this 771-nucleotide messenger RNA. RefSeq names its product GPI anchored serine-rich protein. The transcript is spliced from 2 exons. The record is from RefSeq and is a predicted model, not a curated record. NCBI's taxonomy places the organism in Eukaryota, Fungi, Ascomycota, Eurotiomycetes, Onygenales, Arthrodermataceae. The coding region runs from base 1 to 771 and encodes 256 amino acids.
AUGCGUUUCUCCGUUGCCUCUGUCGCUUUCUUCGCCGGUGCCGCCGUUGCCAUGCAGGGCUAUGAGCAAGGUGGCUACGAAGCCCAGGGAUACGAGUCCACCGUCUACUCUACCCAGGAAGUCACCAUCACCUCUUGCGGACCUGAGGUCACCAACUGCCCUGCCUCCAGCCACCCAGCUACCGUUGCUCCCGUCCCAACCACCACUCCUGCCGGCGAGCCAGUCCCAGUCCCAACCUCUUACUCUACCGAGUUCGUCACCGUGACCGACUGCCCACCAGAGGUCACCAACUGCCCGGCCUCCUCCACCCGCGUUGAGACCAGCGUCGUCCCAGCUCCCACCGAGACCGUCGUCCCUACCGAGCAGCCAACCGGCCCCAUGGGCACCGGCAACCUUCCAGUCCCAGUCCCAUCUGGCACCGGUGUUGUCCCAGUCCCCAGCGGAUCCAGCCCAAGCGGUGUUCCAACCGUCAUUCCACCAUACCCAACCAACGUCCCAAGCCAGCCCCAGCCAAGCACCUCCAUCAUGACCUACACCACCUGCAUCCCAACUGUCAUGACCUCCGUCAUCACCCUGCAGCCAACCCCCACCGCUGUCCCAACCGGUGGUGUUCCCGGAACCGGUGUCCCAACCGGCACUGGUGUCAUGCCAACUGGAACUGGUGUCUACCCAACCACUGCUCUCCCAACCUUCACUGGUGCCGCCAGCACCUUCUCCGGCUCUUACGCCGUUGCCGGUCUCGCCGCCGUCGCUGCCAUCAUCCUGGCAUAA